GAAUUGUUUAAAACCUUUUUGAUAACUGCCAUGGAACUGAAACCGUCAGAAAUCCGUUACAGUCAAGACUCUAUUGCACGAUAUUUUGGACGAAGCACGAGUCAUCCUUUCCAACCCAUUGGCCAAACACUGGACUCUAUUCUAUCGGGACAAUGUAACGUGAAUGCAAUCCCCAAGAUAUCAGUUGUCUCUAGACAUGGACGUUGGUACACUACGGACAACAGACGAUUAUGGGUGUUUCAAAAAGCAGAAGAACGCGGAUAUUGUGAUAAAAUCACUGUGUAUAACGCAUAUUACAUUGACGAGGAGAAAUUCACAACUACGAAUGAGGGGCGGUCGGUGACCGUUAGAGGAGACCCUGGAGGGUACCUGUGGAGGAGAUGUCCAGUCGUUAAGGGGGAAUCAAGAGCAUACGGUUACCAGGGUUCUAGGUCAAUGUCAACUUCCGGAUUGCAAACGUAUGCCAGCAGGUCAUCAAACACCCCCACUUAUCAAACCAGACCUACAAUGCCAGUUCAGAUCUCCAGACCUUCUUCUUACACAUCGAGCUACUCAGCGUAUUCAACGCCAGAAAGACCUCGACAAGAGAGAAGGGAGUUCUCUUCGAUGAUAAUUGAACAGGAGAAGAGAACGACAAACUCCAGUUUCUGGGACAGAUGUGUCAUUUUAUGAAUGUAUAUGUACCGG
Molecule: messenger RNA, 687 nt
Organism: Saccostrea echinata
Lineage: Eukaryota; Metazoa; Mollusca; Bivalvia; Ostreida; Ostreidae
Exons: 2
Coding region: 31-672 (213 amino acids)
Source: RefSeq, a predicted model, not a curated record